This is a messenger RNA of Austrofundulus limnaeus, 1287 nucleotides long. RefSeq names its product sodium/potassium-transporting ATPase subunit alpha-1. Gene Ontology annotation, biological process: proton transmembrane transport; intracellular potassium ion homeostasis; intracellular sodium ion homeostasis. The record is from RefSeq and is a predicted model, not a curated record. Gene Ontology annotation, cellular component: plasma membrane. Gene Ontology annotation, molecular function: ATP hydrolysis activity; P-type sodium:potassium-exchanging transporter activity; ATP binding. NCBI's taxonomy places the organism in Eukaryota, Metazoa, Chordata, Actinopteri, Cyprinodontiformes, Rivulidae.
CCCCAGGGAUGCCAAGGCCUGCGUCGUCCACGGCGGUGAGCUGAAAGAGAUGACCACAGAACAGCUGGACGACAUCCUGAAGCACCACAAUGAAAUCGUUUUCGCCAGAACGUCCCCUCAGCAGAAGCUGAUCAUUGUGGAGGGCUGUCAGCGGCAGGGAGCCAUCGUGGCCGUCACAGGUGACGGUGUGAACGACUCCCCGGCUCUGAAGAAAGCUGACAUCGGCGUCGCCAUGGGAAUCGCUGGGUCCGACGUGUCCAAGCAGGCUGCCGACAUGAUCCUGCUGGACGACAACUUUGCCUCCAUCGUUACUGGAGUGGAAGAAGGCCGUCUGAUCUUCGACAACUUGAAGAAGUCCAUCGCCUACACUCUGACCAGCAACAUCCCUGAAAUCUCACCCUUCCUGCUCUUCAUUAUCGCCAACAUCCCUCUGCCUCUGGGAACUGUCACCAUCCUCUGUAUCGAUCUGGGAACUGACAUGGUUCCUGCCAUCUCCCUGGCUUAUGAAGCAGCUGAGAGCGACAUCAUGAAGAGACAGCCCCGAAACCCCCUAACUGACAAACUGGUGAACGAGAGGCUCAUCAGCAUGGCCUAUGGACAAAUUGGCAUGAUGCAGGCCACAGCUGGCUUCUUCUCAUACUUUGUGAUCUUGGCUGAAAACGGAUUCCUCCCCUUGGACCUGAUCGGAAUCAGAGUCUUUUGGGACGACAAAUCUGUCAACGACCUGGAAGACAGCUACGGACAGCAGUGGACAUACGAGCGAAGAAAGAUCGUAGAGUUCACCUGCCACACAGCCUUCUUCACCAGUAUUGUGAUCGUGCAGUGGGCCGAUCUGAUCAUCUGUAAAACCAGGAGGAACUCCAUUGUGCAGCAGGGACUAUUCAGUAACAAAAUCCUCAUCUUUGGGCUCUUUGAAGAGACCGCUCUCGCUGCCUUCUUGUCGUACUGCCCGGGCAUGGACAUUGCCCUCAGAAUGUACCCUCUCAAGCCAUCUUGGUGGUUCUGUGCCUUCCCUUACUCCCUCCUCAUCUUUGUUUAUGAUGAAGUCAGAAGGUACAUCCUCAGACGCAACCCAGAUGGUUGGGUGGAGAAGGAGACGUACUACUGAGUCACCGCAGAAGAAGGGAGCGUGUUUUGUCAUUAUUUGCUGCCAUGUUACAUAUUUGUUUGAGAUGCCACAACCCCUCGCCCCUCAUACAUACAAAAAAGAAACGAGCAUGGUUAAAUUAAGAAUAUACUAAUGUAUGAUGUCGUCCCCAAUAAACUUUGUCCUUACUACUGUACGCA